This is a messenger RNA of Penicillium cosmopolitanum, 1869 nucleotides long. Its product is annotated as putative flavin-binding monooxygenase. NCBI's taxonomy places the organism in Eukaryota, Fungi, Ascomycota, Eurotiomycetes, Eurotiales, Aspergillaceae. Gene Ontology annotation, molecular function: flavin adenine dinucleotide binding; NADP binding; N,N-dimethylaniline monooxygenase activity. The transcript is spliced from 5 exons. Bases 1 to 1869 code for a protein of 622 amino acids. The record is from RefSeq and is a predicted model, not a curated record.
AUGGCGACAACUCUGACGGGUGGAAACCCGCACAUCAUUCAGCUUCCCGCGACGCCGUCGAAUUCGCCCUCGGAGCCCCAGGCCAUCGCCCAGCAAUGGCUCACAGACCUGCAAGUUCAACUUGCUCACCCCGAGAGCAUCAAUCUGGCACCUCUCUUCCAUGAAGAGUCCUGGUGGCGUGAUAUGCUCGCCCUGGAUUGGGACAUGCGGACCGUCCACACGGCUACCGAGAUCGAAGCCUUCCUUCGCAAACGCCAAGGUCCCUCCGUGCUGUCCAAUUUCCGACUUCAGAAUAAAGGUCAAUUCAAGCCGUCCUGGAAUAAAGUUGUUGAUAGUUUGAGUUGGGUGUCAAGCAUGUUCUUCUUCGAGACAGCAGUUGGCUCUGGCUCGGGAAUGCUUCGUCUGACGCAAUCGACCGAGGGGCGUUGGAAGGCGUAUGCCAUUUAUACUUCGCUGCAGGAAUUGAAGGGGGCUGAAGAGCCUCUAGGCAAACGUCGACCGGAAGGAACUACAGAGUCUAUGCCUGGGGGCUUGGGGGGUGGAACUUGGAUUGAGAGAAGGCAGAGACAACAGGAGUUUCUGGAUGAGGAUCCCACUGUUCUAGUGAUCGGAGCUGGCCAAGCUGGUCUGAACAUGGGAGCACGUUUGCAAAACCUCGGUCUUUCCUGUCUACUCGUCGAUAAACAUGAGCGUAUUGGCGAUAAUUGGCGCAAGCGCUAUCGUACUUUGGUCACACACGACCCUGCAGAAUUCACCCACAUGGCCUACCUUCCCUUCCCUCAAAAUUGGCCCCAGUUCACCCCGAAAGAUAAGUUGGGCGAUUGGUUCGAAGCCUACGCGAAAAUCAUGGAAUUGAACGUUUGGACGCAAACCUCCGUCGCCUCUGCUGAGUACAACGACUCGAAAGGCGAUUGGAACGUCACCGUGACUCGCGGCGAUGGAUCUCAGCGAGUCUUACACCCUCGUCAUGUUGUCUGGUGUACUGGGCAUUCAGGAGAACCCCGGGUCCCCAAAUUUCCUGGUCAGGACAGCUUUCAGGGUACCGUUUAUCAUGGCAGCCAACAUCGCGACGCGGCUGAGUUGAAUGUCCGCGGGAAGAAGGUGGUGGUCGUGGGAACUGGUAAUAGCGGCCAUGACAUCGCCCAGAACUACUACGAAAAUGGUGCAGAUGUGACCAUGUUGCAGCGCAGUGGUACAUAUGUCAUUACCGCCGAGAAGGGUGUUUUUAUGAUGCAUGAGGGAUUGCAUGAAGAUGGCGGCCCCCCAACUGAGCAAUGUGACAUUGUCUCUGAGAGUCUUCCAUUCCCAGUUCAGUUUGCUUUGAGCGUUCAUGGGACAAAGCGCUUUGCAGAGGCCGAGAAGGAUACUCUAGACGGACUACGCCGUGCGGGCUUCCAACUGGACUUCGGCCCCGAUGGAGCUGGUAUUGCGCGUGCUUACUAUACCGCUGGUGGUGGCUACUAUAUUGAUGUGGGAUGCAGCCAGCUGAUCAGCGACGGCAAGAUCAAGGUGAAGCAUAGCCCGAGUGGUAUCGAUGGAUUCGGCACUCAUGAGCUGAAACUCGCUGAUGGGAGUGCACUCCCCACCGAUGUUGUUGUAUUGGCCACCGGCUACGAUAAUAUGAGAACCACUGUGCGGAAGGUCCUAGGCGACAAGAUUGCAGAUCGUUGCUCUGACGUGUGGGACUUGGACGGGGAAGGAGAACUUCGUGCGAUGUGGCGCCCAAGUGGCCAUCCUGGCUUCUGGUAUUUUGGAGGAAAUCUUGCUCUUUGCCGGAUCUAUUCCAAAUUCUUGGCCCUUCAGAUUAAGGCCGUUGAGACUGGCCUCUCAAAUGGCACUCGACACGAGGAGAGAGCGAGCAAGAUCUAA